This is a messenger RNA of Musa acuminata AAA Group (dessert banana), 1643 nucleotides long. Its product is annotated as hydroxyproline O-arabinosyltransferase 1-like. Bases 91 to 1194 code for a protein of 367 amino acids. Gene Ontology annotation, molecular function: glycosyltransferase activity. NCBI's taxonomy places the organism in Eukaryota, Viridiplantae, Streptophyta, Magnoliopsida, Zingiberales, Musaceae. The record is from RefSeq and is a predicted model, not a curated record. The transcript is spliced from 8 exons.
GAACACCAGUAUCGCUCGGUCUAUUAUAUACAGCAACACCAGAAAGAGCCCCGUCUUCUCGAGAAAGAGAAGAGGAAGAGUGGAUAGAGCAUGGGGUCUGGUAGGAGGUUUCUCUACUACCUCCUCCUCACCCUGGCCGUCGCCCUCAUCACCUACAAUGCCAUCAUCUCAUCUACUGCUAUACUCCUCAAUCCCGGCUUCCCUGGCCGCCAGGGCGCUCCUCCCUCCCGCUCCUCCUCCGACCCAGUGGUACGGAUGCCGUUCGACCGCCGCCGGGACGAGGGGCGGCGGCCGCGGCCGUUCCACACCGCAGUGACGGCGUCGGACUCGGUCUACAACUCCUGGCAGUGCCGGGUGAUGUACUACUGGUUCAAGAAGGUCCGGGACGCCACGCCGGAAUCGGAGAUGGGCGGAUUCACCAGGAUCUUGCACUCUGGCCGGCCCGACAAGUUAGUGGACGAGAUCCCUACGUUCGUGGCCGAUCCCCUCCCUGCUGGAACGGAUCAGGGAUAUAUUGUUCUCAAUAGGCCUUGGGCAUUCGUCCAGUGGCUUCAGAAGGCUGAUAUCCAGGAAGAAUAUAUUUUAAUGGCAGAGCCUGACCAUAUUAUUGUUAAACCUGUACCAAACCUGGCUAAAGCUGGACUUGGAGCUGCUUUCCCUUUCUUCUACAUCGAACCCAAAAAGUUUGAAUCUGUUCUUCGUAAAUACUACCCAGAGGACAGAGGACCAAUCACAGAUAUUGAUCCUAUAGGAAAUUCUCCUGUAAUCAUCGAGAAGGCAUCCCUUCUGAAAAUUGCUCCGACAUGGAUGAACCUCUCUUUGGCAAUGAAGAAAAAUCCCGAGGCAGACAAAGCAUUUGGUUGGGUGCUUGAAAUGUAUGCAUAUGCUGUUGCAUCUGCUCUUAAUGGGGUGGGGAACAUCUUACAUAAGGAUUUCAUGAUUCAGCCUCCUUGGGACUUAGAAGUCGGUGAUAAAUACAUUAUCCAUUAUACCUAUGGAUGUGACUACAAUAUGAAGGGAGAGUUAACAUAUGGGAAAAUUGGAGAAUGGAGGUUUGACAAAAGAUCAUUUGGUCAAAAGCCUCCUCCCAGGAACCUUCCUUUACCACCGGAUGGAGUUCCACAAAGUGUGGUGACUCUUGUCAAGAUGGUGAAUGAGGCAAGCGCCAACAUUCCUAACUGGGAUAUCUUUUAAGACUCUUCCCAGCUUACUGUAAAGAUCUUUGUUGCUGCUAAUGUGAGGGGCCAAUACACUUUCCUGAGGAUACACGAAAAAAGGUAAACUUCAUAAAACUUGUUAACAAGGAGAUGCUUUUGGGGAGCCUGCCGACAUUUUCAGCACACGCCAACCACGGGUAUAAGGUGCAGGAUAGUGUAGGUCCAUCAGGGUUAAUCUUCAAAUAUGUGUGUUCAGGGAGUUGUAGUUGUUUUUUGUGUGUGAAUGCCUAAUUCUCUUUAGUUUGGAGAUUUCCAACCCAGCGGACUGCUGGAGAGGUUGGUGUAGGGCAUGCCAGUUGAUUUAUAUUGUAAAAGGUUCUGGAACUGAUUUAUGUAUUGCUGAAGUCAAAAUGCUACGUCUGUAUGCUGAUUUUUUGUGCUGCCGAAGACUUCUGGCAAACAUUCUCAGUGCUGUUAUCAUCUUCA